AUGCACGGUCUCUUGCUUGCCGCUGGGCUUCUCAGCCUGCCCUUCCACGCUGCUGCCCAUCCUCAGCAGCCCGCUACCGGUGUCGCCCGCCGAGGAGUUGACCUCAACGCCUACCGUUUGCCCCUGAAGGCCGACUAUAAAAACACCGAGAAGGUCGAGGCCGAGCCUCCAGCUCUCAACCUGUUUGGCCCUGCAAGCUAUGUAGAGGUUGCCCAAGCGCUUGCUAAGACGACCGUUCCUGGAGCCACUUUCCGUGUCGUUGACGACCAUUAUGUCGGCGACAAUGGUGUUGCCCAUGUUCACUUGCGCCAGACAAUGAACGGUAUUGAUAUUGACAAUGCUGACUUCAACGUUAACGUCAAAGAUGGCAAGGUGUUCUCCUUCGGCAACUCCUUUUACACUGGAAAGGCCCCCAGCCCAUUGGUCAAGCGUGACCGUGCCGAUCCAGUUCAGGCCUUGAAGGAGGCCUGCAAGACCCUCCAAAUUCCAGUCAAGACCGAGAAAGCCACUGCUCAGGCUGUCAAGGGCUCUGAAUCUGUUGUUUUCAAGGGUACCUCUGGAGCUCUGUCUGAGCCAAAGGCUAAACUUGUUUACCUCGUCAAGUCUGAUGGAAACCUCGCUCUGACUUGGAGAGUCGAGACCGACAUUGGCGACAACUGGCUCUUGUCAUAUGUUGAUGCUAAGGAUGGCAAGAAGGUCCACAACGUUGUCGACUAUGUCUCAGAGGCCACUUAUUCCGUCUUCCCAUGGGGUACCAACGAUCCAACUGAGGGUGAGCGCAAGGUCUUCACUGAUCCUUGGGACACGAAGUCCUCCGAGUUCACCUGGAUUGGCGAUGGCCAGACUAAGUAUCAGACCACUCGUGGAAACAAUGGAAUCGCUCAGUCCAACCCUCGAGGUGGCAAUGAGUACCUUAACAACUACCGCCCAAUGAGCCCGGCUCUUAAAUUUGAAUACCCAUACUCCACCUCUAUGACUCCUCCAUCAAGCUAUAUUGAUGCUUCCAUUACCCAGCUCUUCUAUACUUCAAAUGUCUACCAUGAUCUUCUUUAUUCCCUUGGUUUCACUGAGCGUGCUGGUAACUUCCAGUGGAACAACAGCAACAAGGGUGGUCGCGGAAAUGACUAUGUCAUCUUGAAUGCCCAGGAUGGCUCUGGUACAAACAACGCCAACUUUGCUACUCCCCCUGAUGGUCAGCCAGGCCGUAUGCGCAUGUACACCUGGACCACUGCCAACCCCAACCGUGAUGGCAGCAUGGAGGCAGGUAUUGUUAUUCAUGAAUACACUCACGGUCUUUCCACUCGUCUUACUGGUGGGCCCGCCAACUCCAACUGCUUGAAUGCUCUCGAAUCUGGUGGUAUGGGCGAAGGUUGGGGAGACUUCAUGGCUACUGCCAUUCGUCUCAAGGCUCGCGACACCCGCAACACCAACUACGGUAUGGGCGACUGGUCUGCAAACAAACGGGGCGGCAUCCGUGCCUAUGUCUACUCCACCAGCCUGAGCACCAACCCCCUCAACUACCUCUCCGUCAACAGCUUGAGACAAGUCCACGCCAUCGGUACCGUUUGGGCCAGCAUGCUCUACGAAGUCAUGUGGAACUUGAUCGAUAAACACGGAAAGAAUGACAGCCCUGUUCCUCAGUUCCGCAACGGUGUCCCUACUGAUGGCAGAUAUCUUGCUAUGAAGCUCGUUGUUGACGGCAUGGCCAUCCAACCCUGCAACCCCAACUUCGUCCAGGCCCGUGAUGCUAUCUUGGAUGCCGACCGGGCCCUCACCGGCAGCCAGAACAAGUGCGAGAUCUGGAAGGCUUUCGCCAAGCGUCAACUCGGUGUUGGUGCCAGAUACGGUACCACCCGCACUGGCAGCACUGAGGUUCCCGCUGAAUGCAAAUAA
This is a messenger RNA of Ophidiomyces ophidiicola, 1893 nucleotides long. RefSeq names its product Extracellular metalloproteinase 9 (gene MEP9). Bases 1 to 1893 code for a protein of 630 amino acids. Gene Ontology annotation, molecular function: metalloendopeptidase activity; zinc ion binding. The record is from RefSeq and is a predicted model, not a curated record. Lineage: Eukaryota; Fungi; Ascomycota; Eurotiomycetes; Onygenales; Onygenaceae. The transcript has 5 exons.